Messenger RNA from Colletotrichum costaricense, 915 nucleotides. RefSeq lists its product as uncharacterized. Bases 1 to 915 code for a protein of 304 amino acids. The transcript has 6 exons. The record is from RefSeq and is a predicted model, not a curated record. NCBI's taxonomy places the organism in Eukaryota, Fungi, Ascomycota, Sordariomycetes, Glomerellales, Glomerellaceae.
AUGACUUCCGUGACGAACGUGGCCCCCGUGGCGCAAGACACACACGCAAAGGCCUCAUUCUAUGGGGAUUUGAUAGACUACACCGAUGACGAACACGAUACAACGGAGGACGACACGUCAGAAGGCGAGGAGUCAGAGAGCGGCAAGUCAGCGGACGAGGAGUCACUGACCGGGACUGCGAUUGCGAGAAGCCCCUUAAAAUGUCGUCGCAAAAUUCCGGGAACCACCGGGUUCAGCGUGACAAAGGACGCUGACCAUCACGGCGCGAUUGUUAACCUUACUCGAUCCGACGAGGUAUUUGUGAUGAGUGGCCCGCGCGAUCAGCUGCACGCCAUGAUUGAUGGGAAGCCCGCCCGCCUGUUGUUUGUUCACGCCGUCUCGCGACCAGGAAAGAAGUGGGUGUAUGAGGACGACGGUAAGGAGGCUCAUCGUAGCUUCAUCCGCGUCGCACGAGAGGCGGGGUCAGGUCCGCUGAACUUGGGGCAUGAGAUCCAGAAGCGAGCCGUGGUCAACCAGCUAUCCGGUGAUUUGGUCAAACGCCUGCUCACUUUCCAGGUUGAGGCCGCGUCCUCUGAACAAGUCCCGUUCGUCCUGAUUGCCGCUGUGUGUUACAGGAACGAGUCGACACCGGUUAGAAUCCGCCUCUUCACUGGCCGAGGUGUUGAAUUCCCCCCUCAUUACAAGGCAACCUAUAAUGGUUCCGACUGGGAGAUUGGCGCCGUUGGUCACACAUACUUUAUGCUCCAUGUGCAGAGUAAUAUCCAGGUCACCAAGACCAUGCCGCACAUGCACAACAUCAUCACUGGUCGCGUUUCUGGCACGCAUAAGCAUGUGGUGGGAGACGAGAAAAGGCACAGAUUACCCAGGAAUGAAGAGGACCACUUGGUGGUUGCUAAGCGCCGCAGGGCUGAGUGA